CACAUCGGCACAUGAGCAGUCAAGGUCUCCAGGGACUGUGAGGAGCUUCAUCAUGACAUACGGCAAGAUCCUUCACCAGCCUGAGGGUUGCUUCAUUAAUGUCAACGUCGGAGGUUUCAAGCAGCGAAUGGACCUCACCGUCCUGAAACGAUUCCCGCAGACACGGCUGGCUCGUCUUCUGUGCUGCAGAUCCAAAGAAGCUAUCCUGGAGCUCUGUGACGAUUUCAGUCCCUCUGAAAUGGAAUACUACUUUGACCGCAACCCAAGUUUUUUCUGUUAUGUUCUCAACUUUUAUCUUACAGGGAAAAUCCACCUGGUUGAUGGGCUAUGUGUGGUCUCAUUCUUCCAAGAAAUUGAAUAUUGGGGAAUCAAGGAACGUCACCUGGACUUCUGCUGCAGCACCAAGUUCCACGACCUGAUGGAUCUUGCUGAGGAUGGAAUCUGGGAUCAGAGGAGCGACGAGGUGCAGCCCAACAGCUCUGGCUCUUCUAUUACUGAUCUGUCUGUUUUGGAGGAUGACGAACAAAUGUUUGAAGGCUCCUGGUGUGCAAAUGUCCGCCGGAGUGUUUGGAUUCGACUUGAGAAUCCAGGUUUCUCCACAUCAGCCAAAGUUAUGGCUGUAGCAUCCCUCACUGUAGUCAUCACCUCCAUCGUGGCCAUGUGUGUUCACAGCAUGCCGGACUUCCAUCAGGUGGAUCCUGCUGAAAAAAAAAUAGAAAAUCCAGUGCUGACGUUUUUUGAGAGCCUGUGCGUCGUGUUUUUCUCUGCAGAGUUUAUUCUUCGCUUGGUUGUUUCACCGUCAGCCAGGAAGUUCAUGUGCAGCCCUCUCAACAUUAUCGAUCUAUUGUCAGUCAUGCCCUUCUAUGUCACUAUCCUGUGUGACCUAAUGAACGAGGGUGAGAGCACAGACCUGGAGAACGUUGGCAAAGUUGUGCAGAUCUUGAGGUUGAUGCGAGUGUUUCGUGUUUUAAAACUGGCUCGUCACUCAGCUGGCCUUCGCUCUCUUGGUGCCACCUUACGGCACAGCUCCCGUGAAGUGGGGUUGCUGGUGCUUUUCCUGUCUGUGGGCAUUUCCGUGUUUUCCUCCCUCAUUUACUGUGUGGAGAAAGACUCUCAAGAGUCUGAGUUGCAGACUAUCCCUAUUGGCUGGUGGUGGGCCACCAUUAGCAUGACGACAGUCGGCUAUGGAGACACUUUACCUGUUACUUUGGCUGGGAAGCUCAUAGGAACUCUGUGCAUCAUCUGCGGGCUGCUGAUCGUGGCUCUGCCCAUUACUAACAUCUUUAACAAGUUCUCCAAGUUCUAUCAGAAGCAAAGACACUUAGAGCUCAAGCCAAGCAAUAACUGCACCCUCUCCAGCAUGCACAACUAAAGAACAGCAUCUAAAGAAGUCUUACCCCUACAGUCUCAUUCAUGAUUUAACUUUAAAUUGGCAGGUUUAA
This is a messenger RNA of Pelmatolapia mariae (spotted tilapia), 1442 nucleotides long. RefSeq names its product potassium voltage-gated channel subfamily S member 3-like. The transcript is spliced from 2 exons. Gene Ontology annotation, molecular function: voltage-gated potassium channel activity; protein binding. Gene Ontology annotation, biological process: protein homooligomerization; potassium ion transmembrane transport. The record is from RefSeq and is a predicted model, not a curated record. Lineage: Eukaryota; Metazoa; Chordata; Actinopteri; Cichliformes; Cichlidae. Gene Ontology annotation, cellular component: membrane; voltage-gated potassium channel complex. Bases 53 to 1372 code for a protein of 439 amino acids.